Messenger RNA from Manduca sexta (tobacco hornworm), 4402 nucleotides. Its product is annotated as dynein regulatory complex subunit 6. Gene Ontology annotation, molecular function: protein binding. NCBI's taxonomy places the organism in Eukaryota, Metazoa, Arthropoda, Insecta, Lepidoptera, Sphingidae. Gene Ontology annotation, cellular component: SCF ubiquitin ligase complex. The record is from RefSeq and is a predicted model, not a curated record. The coding region runs from base 164 to 2170 and encodes 668 amino acids. The transcript is spliced from 3 exons. Gene Ontology annotation, biological process: SCF-dependent proteasomal ubiquitin-dependent protein catabolic process.
UCUUGUUUUGAAGUUUGUCAUAAGUGUCAGUUGUCACAACUCAAACUGACAAGGUGCAAGUUCUAAUUUAUUCGGUGUACAUAAUAUUUUACUUUUAAGUCUUUAUUCCACUUGAAAAAUUUUAGUUGAUAAGAAACUAUUCUAAUAUAACUCCAAAUUAAAAAUGGAUAUUCCGUAUGAGGUUUUAGUAUAUCUUUUUGAAUACUUGCCGAAAUCCGACAGAGCAGCAGCAAGUGAAACUUGUCGAUCGUGGUAUUUAGCGGCAAAUGAUCAUAUUUUUUUGAAAAAUAAAGUAGCUAUAUUUUACAAAUCAGUAUUAAGUGAUGAAACAUUUUCACCUAUCAAUAUAUUUGAAAAUGCAUUAAUUACAUAUUACAACUACCUAUUUAAUGAAGUUGAAAUCACAAACAAACUCAAUGAUUUUUGGGAGAAAAAUGGAGUGAAUAUUAAAUGUUUGACUCUAAGAAACUGUGAUAUUUGUGAAAAAGUUUUUGUACAUAUUUUGCAAAACUGCCAAAACCUUGAAGCAUUACAUAUACAGAGUUGCAAAGAACUAUUCAUGUCAGGCCGUUUACUUGAAGGAAAGACAGAAGGUCUACUUGCAAAUAACCUGGAAAACUUAAAAUGUCUCAGUCUCUCUGGAAACCAAUACCUGACAGAUGUUUUAGUCAACAGGUUUAUUUCGGCUGCUCCUUAUUUAGAAGAGUUGAAUUUGUCAUCAUGUUCUUUACAAUUUCACUUGGGUCUGGUAAAAAAGUUUUACCCCCCUGGCAGUGAUGUCUUUCAUAAUCCAUCAGAAAGUGUUUUGACAUUUUAUUUUAUUUUACAACUGAUUGUUGCUAAAGCUAAAACAAUUAAACACUUGUUAUUUUCAAACACUCUGAUUGACGGAGCAGCUCUAAAAUCAUUAUCGGAAGUAGAUAACUUAAAGCUUGAAACACUGCAAGUACAUUCAUGUGACCAACUUACCAAUACUGGUAUACUGGCGCUGACUACACACCAAACAUUGCUCAAGGCACUUGAUAUUGGAUUAUGUACAAGGGUUACAGAUCAAUCUCUUGUUCAUAUUUGUAAAAAUCUAGUCAAUUUGGAAUAUCUCAAUAUUCAAAGAUGUAGAGCUGUUACAGAUCUUGGUAUAGCUGAAUUAGGGAAAUUAAAGAAAUUAAAAUCAUUGAACAUAUCCCAGUGUGAGCUUAUCACUAAAGAUGGAUUAGAGAAAGGAAUAUGUGCAGAAGAAAAUAAUGUUUUAGAAGAACUAGAUAUACAUUCCUUAAAUUUAGAUCAAACUGGUGUUAUAAUGAUUUCAGAAAAGCUCCCUAGCUUAAGUUCAUUAGAUUUGAGUUAUUGUUUCAAUGCUGUUACUGAUACAUCCAUCCAAGUGAUAUUUAAAAACCAAGUAUUGUUGCAUACAUUAAAAAUAAGCCAUUGUGACAAAGUAUCUGAUGCUGGUUUAACGGGUAUGGGCAAAAUUGAAACUGAUGGAAAUAAUGAUGAUGAUGGACCCAUUAUGUCUAGUAUGGAUAAUGUCCAAGCCCCUUUAAAAAUCCACUUGGGAUCCAGAGCUGAGGAAGAGAUUAUGCGAGAUGCCAGAAGAAAAAGGGAUGUAAUGAGAAUGUGCGAAAAACUGACUACAGAUACUUAUUCUGGCUAUUCAUUAGCAAGGAUAAAAGGACUCAAAGAACUAGAUAUAAGUGGUUGUAACCGAAUAACUGAUGUUAGUCUCACAUAUGCAUUUAACUUUAAAGAACUUUUCAAUCUGAACUUGAGCAGAUGUCAACAAAUAACACAUGAAGGAAUAGUUAAUUUGGUCAAAAACUGUCCAAGCAUAGAGUAUUUAAAUCUCAUAGAUUGCUACAAUUUGAAAGAUGAAGCAGUAACAGAAGUGGUCAAAGGAUUAAGGCGGCUAAAACAACUAGAACUGAGAGGAUGUAAUCAGCUGACGGACAAGACAUUAGAAGCUGUAAGAAAUCACUGUGAAAAACUCAAGUUUUUGGAUGUACAAGGCUGUCGCAACAUUUCGCCUGAACUGGCCUGUGCAAUUGGGGCCCUACCUACUCUUCACACAGUAUUGAUGUCUAAACCUGGACCUUAUGUUACUGACGGCCUUAAAAAUAGAUCCCCUGCGCCGGCGUUCCUGCCUGCACUAAUGAGAAAAUUACGCUUACACUAGCAUUUUAAUAUAUUUCUAUUUAUAUCGACUAAUUAUGUCUUGUUUUGUAUUUAACAUGACUAUGUAAUAUUAUUAUCUAUUAUUUAUUUAUUUCAGGUGAUAUUUCGGUUUUAAGAUCCUUCAAUGGGAUUUGAUUGUCUUAAUUUUUUGUUAAAUUCCGCGCAUUAAUUUUUAAGAUAAUAAUGCUGUUUUAUUUUGUGAACUCGUGUUACAAAACCUAUUGUAACGGCUUUUGAAAGAAAAAUACUACAACUGUGAUUUUUUAUCAGAUCUCAUACCAAAGAUCAUAAACCUAUCCAGAAUAUACAUUUUUAUAAAAACAAUAUUUUGUUGUUCAAUGAUCAAAUGUGGCGAAGUAGGUUUACAAAUAUGUAUUCAAAAAACAUCUUUUUUACGUAAGUACCACCUUUAGAACCACAAAACAUAAAAGUAUUCAUAUAAAACAUACAAUUUAUUUGACAUAAAAUGUUGAAGUAAAAUUGUCUCGGAAAUGAUUGUCUCAGUAAUGGUAUCUACUCUUAGCAACUAUCGAUACAAAAGAUUGUUGAUUUUUGGCGGAUUUCAAUAAAUGAUCACAAUUAUAAUCUACAAUCCGAUCCCGAGAUUAAACCUUUAAGAAGCAUGUAAAAAAAAGACUGUUGAUUGGUCCACUUUUGCAAUGGGGCGAAAACAGCGUCGAGAUCAUUUAUUGAAAACGGCGGUAAAACAUCAUUUUCUAAAUUAAUAAUUUGUUUUAGUAGCACUAUUAGCCACCAAUUAUUUACUUUAACGUGCAAUCAUUUAAUGAAUAUAAAAUAUAAAAUUUACAUUAAAUUACAUGUCGAAAGUUGGGUAACAGGUAUCCUACUUAAUACUUACUCAUAGUUACUUACUAUAUUCUUGUGACUCGGAUUUUUAUGUCUUCCUUUUCCCUCUGAUAUCAGCUAAAUAACCAAGAUCAUAUAAAUAUUUCACUCAUUUACAUAUAAGUAUACAGGGUCAUUAUGACAUUGCGUUACUAAAUGAAACCACAUAUUUGUCUUCACCUUUGCUGACAUUAUGCCAAAAAUCAUCCAUCAAUAACGAAUAUUUUCACCAAACAUCCUGUUUUAAGUUUUCUGAUUUUUUUUAUCAUUUUGUAGUUUACUGCGAAUAUGGCGUGUGAGUGAGUGUACCUAUUUCUAACUGAAAGUAUAUUGCGGGUGCGACGAAUACUCUUAGUGUGGUAGUAGUGGCAUUAGCUCGCAUUCAAUUAAAAUUACUUUUCAUUAAUAUUUCUUAUGUUCGAAACUUACAAGUUUUUGAUUUUACAUCUACGGCUCAAAUAACUUAUUGUUAAGUGUUAUUUCCAAGUAGGUAAGUAUUUGGUUGCAUUUAGCAAUGUAAUGUCGAAAUGACCCUGUAUAGGUAUAAGUAUUAUUAUUUGUCUACCUUUCAUACUAAUAAUUCUCUUUUGUGUCUCUUUUCUAAUAUGUCUUAAUUUUCAGAACUACCUGCUUUUAAAUAUGUUCUGUCUUAGGUUGCUAGAAAAUUCCUCCGCUGUAAUCUUAUAUAAUAAUGCGAAACUUUGAAAUGUGUGGUUUUUUGUUAGACUAGUAAAAGUAAUAAAAUAAUAUCAUGGUCAUGAAGAUGUUACUCAAUAGGUAUUAUUGUAUAUUACAAAUUAUUUUUAUUUAUAUUACAUAAUUUUUUCUAGGGUUUCAUGAAUAUAGUCUUUAAUAAUAUUGCAAUAAAAUUAUAAUUUUGUUAUGUGACGCGUUUAAAUACCAUCUAACCUUCAAGAUCUCAGUGAUUUUUGGAUGUUUAUUUUUAACCCCCCAAAAAGCAAUGCUAACCUAGCUUAGCUAGUUAUAUAAUGCAACUGUGAUACAAGUUUGCGUACCUAAUAAUUCGUAAGAGUACAAAAUUUGGUCUAACAAUUCCUUAAUGUUCUCGACUUUUUAAUGACAUAACAAUUAUAUUUUAAUCAUCUAUGUAUCUACUAUACCACGUAAACAAGAAGAUAACCCAUAAAUCGUUAUAUUAUUCGGUUGUUCUAAUGAAACUUCCCAAUAUAGUAUCAGGUGUACCUACUGUAAGUGAAUCUGCCGAAAAAAAUAAGGUAUUUUAAAAAUAUCUUGAACAUAGUAGCUUCAAAUUUGUAAAUAUAAAUUACGUAUAUAUUAUUUCUAGCAGUCUGUUCCUAUGGUUACCUAUUUAUUUGAAUUGAUUUACUUGAUCACAAUGGUUUUAAAUAAAACACUUACAAGCUUU